CCAAAUUUCAUCUAUUGUUCCAGUAAAUAACCUUUGGGUUCAACUUGGUAUAACUGAGUCAAUAGACAAUCCUUCUGUAAGAAGUAGUUCUCAUACGAAUUUUUAUCUAAUAAAGAAAAGAAGAGAAAAAUAUGAUGAUUACAAAAAAAAAUUCGAUACUGCAUUAUCCUUAUAUGACCGAGAGAUAAAUAAUUACAAUUUUAUAAAUAGUUUCGAUACCUUGGUAAAGCCAUUUUUGAAUGAAAUAGGCAAAUGCGAAGAAGCGUUACAAAUUCGCCACCAACAGG
This is a messenger RNA of Racocetra fulgida, 287 nucleotides long. NCBI's taxonomy places the organism in Eukaryota, Fungi, Glomeromycota, Glomeromycetes, Diversisporales, Gigasporaceae. The record is from the annotation of a GenBank genome assembly.